ACCGCCCCUUUGGGGCUGCCUGAGCCUCACUCUGCUUGGCUACCCACGGGGGUGGUGUGCAGUGGGACUGGCUGGAGGGAGGCGAUGGUACCUGCUCUGCGUUACCUGUUUUUGCUGCGGCUCAGUUGGUGGGGGGCAGCCACUGGAGCUGAGGAAGAGCCAAUGCAAGUGGUCCAAGCCACAGAGACCCACACAGUUUUUCUGCCCUGCACUUUCAACCACACACCGGCUUUAGACUAUCUGAACCUGACAUGGCUUGGUCCUUCUGGGAAGGAGGUGCUAUAUGUGCAUGUCAAGCACCACCACUCAGAGGCAACUCUGGGUAAAAACUGGCAACUACUGAUCUACAACAUCUCGAGGCAAGAUGACAUUUGGUUUACCUGCAGCUGGAACGGCAUCUCAGGAACAAACAAGCACCAGCUCAGGAACAGGACUGGGCACCAAGGCAACAUUUCCCAUCCUGCAAGGAAUAUGGAAUCUUUCUCCUGUGAUGCCCCAGAACCCAGGAACUGGACUAAUGCGUCACUGCUCUGGAUUCAGCAUGAUUCAACGGCCCAGCAGACAGUGCUGAUUAACGUGACACUAUGGUGCUCCACUCCCUACUUGCUAUGGAUGUGUCCCAAUCGCAUCAUUUUGGUGCUACCAUCAGUAACCUUCAGAGAUGCUGGAAACUACACCUGUCACUGGGAGAAUCAGAAUCGCCAUUUUCAGCUAGAGGUGACGGCAAAGUCAGCUGCUUGGCCACAUUUUGGACAUCAGCAUUGGAAAAUCGGGAUUACAGCCAUGGGAUGUGUGAUUGCCUGCCUCAGUUUCGUUUUCUGUUUCUUGCAGCACCAGCACGCCAAUCACGCUCAUAGACAGCAGACGAAGCUGAAGGCCCCUGCCAGGAGAAGGUGCUUUCAUGGCAAGAGGAACAGGCCACAUGCCUCCAAUGGGAUUCUGGUGCUCCCUGCAAACAACGAUGUCAAUGAACAGGCGGAUACCUUUUCCUAUGAGAAUGUGUUGCCAGACAUGGGCCGAAGGCGUACCCGUCAGUUACUUCAGAAAGGAAAGAUCCUACCCAAUAGCACCAACAUAGAAGAUGAAGAAGAGGAAGAGUAUGAACGUCCAGACAGUGAAACAGAGCUCAAGUCAGAUGAUGACAACUACGAGAACACUCAGGAAGAAGUGAAACAGGAAGGUGUGGUUUUUAAUGAUGUAUCCCCUUAUGAAAAUAGUGAGGACAAGAUGAAGACUGGUUCCCAGAACUGGGACUCAGGUGACCCAUGGUAUGCGAACAACACUCAGCAGUCCAUUAAGAAUCUGGCCCAAGAUCCACUUGCUGAAGAUUGUGAGAACUAUGAGAACUUGGAAGAAGAGGUUCCUGUUUCCUUUGGUGCAGCACGACUUAUAGCAGGUUUACGUCUGCAGCUGGCCCUGGACCCCCAAGUAGAUAAGCAGGAUGGAGGCAGUGAGACCUCUACAGGCUCCCAGUCCUAUGAAGAGAUGAAUGGGUCAUUGUGUCCCACGACAAGCAAAGCUGUCCUCCUGCACCCCAACAUAAGCAAUGAGGAAGAUGCUGAUUCCUAUGAAAAUAUGGAAAGCCCCAACAACUUGAGUUCACGGAAGGAAGGCAACAUGGAUCCAUGUGGGGAAGGGAAGGGUUGUGAUCUCUACGUAUGGAUGUGAAAGUUGGACGGUGAAAAAAGCAUUUCAACUCCUUUGAAAUGUGGUGUUGGAGGAGAGCUUUGCGCAUACCAUGGACUGCGAAAAAGACAAAUAAUUGGGUGUUAGAACAAAUUAAACCAGAACUAUCACUAGAAGCUAAAAUGAUGAAACUGAGGUUAUCAUACUUUGGACAAAUAAUGAGAAGACAUGAUUCAUUAGAAAAGAUAAUAAUGCUGGGAAAAACAGAAGGGAGUAGAAAAAGAGGAAGGCCAAAGAAGAGAUGGAUUGAUUCCAUAAAGGAAGCCACAGACCUGAACUUACAAGAUCUGAACAGGGUGGUUUAUGACAGAUGCUCUUGGAGGUCGCUGAUUCAUAGGGUCGCCAUAAGUCGUAGUCGACUUGGAAGCACAUAACAACAGCAUGUCUCACACAGUACAUAUUUCUCCACCCUGUCACUUUACUUUGUCAUUUCUCUUGCUGCAAUUUGCUUUGGGAACUCCCAUUUCAUGUAAAAUAAAAUAAAAAAUUUCUAUAUUAAGCUUCA
Rhineura floridana is the source of this 2191-nucleotide messenger RNA. RefSeq names its product CD19 molecule (gene CD19). The transcript is spliced from 16 exons. The coding region runs from base 85 to 1668 and encodes 527 amino acids. Gene Ontology annotation, cellular component: external side of plasma membrane. The record is from RefSeq and is a predicted model, not a curated record. Gene Ontology annotation, biological process: B cell proliferation involved in immune response; B cell receptor signaling pathway; regulation of B cell activation. Lineage: Eukaryota; Metazoa; Chordata; Lepidosauria; Squamata; Rhineuridae.